Messenger RNA from Gigantopelta aegis, 2748 nucleotides. RefSeq lists its product as uncharacterized. Gene Ontology annotation, biological process: DNA integration. NCBI's taxonomy places the organism in Eukaryota, Metazoa, Mollusca, Gastropoda, Neomphalida, Peltospiridae. The record is from RefSeq and is a predicted model, not a curated record. Gene Ontology annotation, molecular function: nucleic acid binding. Bases 1 to 2748 code for a protein of 915 amino acids. The transcript has a single exon.
AUGGGAUUCGUCAAAAGGGUUGAAGAAGUUACCAACGAUGUGUUUGAUGACAUUGGUCUGAUGAAGGGGGAACCCAUCAAGAUCAAACUGAAAGACAAUGCUCAAUCAUACAGCGUCCAAACAGCGCGGUGGAUCGCCAUUCCUAUGCUACCAAAAGUGGAAGCCGAGCUGAAGAGGAUGGAAGAAAACGGUGUCAUUGCCAGUAUCACAGAAGCUACAGAAUGGUGUCCUCCAAUUGUGCCAGCAACCAAGAAGAAUGGAAGUCUCAGAAUCUGUGUGGAUCUGAAAAGACUGAACGAAGCUGUAGUUCGCGAGAGAUACAUCCUACCGACAUUGGAUGACAUAUCCGCGAAGAUGGUGGGGGCAAAAGUCUUCUCCAAGUUAGACUUGUCCAACUGCUUCUGGCAAUUUGAACUUGAACCAGAGAGUGCAAAGCUGACAACUUUCAUAACUCCAUUCGGACGAUUCUACUUCAAAAGACUGCCAUUUGGAAUUACAAGUGCCAGUGAGAUUUGUCAACGCAAGAUGAAGGAACUUCUCUGCGGAAUCGUCGGAGUAGAAGUCUCCACAGAUGACAUCAUCAUCUGGGGCAGUUCAACAGAAGAGCAUGACUCCAGACUGGACCAGGUCCUCGCAAGAAUCAAGUCUUCAGGAAUGAAACUGAACAAAGCAAAAUGCAUCUUCCACCAGGAAAGUGUGGAAUUUCUCGGCAACGUGAUCACAGGCGAAGGAACCCUACCUGAUCCGAAGAAGGUUGUGGCAAUCAAUGACAUGAAAGGUCCAACAAAUGUGUCCGAGCUAAAACAGUUUCUUGGUAUGGUGAACUUUCUGGGAAAGUAUGUGCCAAACCUCUCAGACAUCCUUCAGCCGCUAAACAGUCUGCUGAUAUCUGAUACUGUGUGGACAUGGGAUCACAGUCAGAAAGAAGCCUUCCAGAACGUGAAGAAGCAGAUUUCCUCACCACCGAACCUUGCGUUCUACGAUGUGACAAAGCCUGUCAUCGUGAGUGCAGAUGCAAGCAGCUACGGCAUCGGAGGGAUACUUCUACAAGAACAUGGAACAGAGUUGAAGCCUGUUGCCUUUUGCUCUAGAACUCUGAGUGAUACGGAAAAGCAUUACGCUCAGAUCGAAAAAGAGUGUCUUGCUAGUGUCUGGACUUGUGAGAAAUUCCAGAAAUAUCUCAUUGGACUUGAACGCUUUCGGCUGAUCACGGACCACAAGCCACUGGUACCCAUCAUCAACAAGAAAGACAUCGACCAAGUGCCACCCAGAAUACAGAGACUACUCAUCAGGAUGAUGAAGUUCACUCCUGUGGCAGAGCACAUGCCUGGCAAGAGUUUGGUUGUCGCUGACACACUAUCAAGAUUUCCUGUCGGUAAACCAGAAUCAUCUGAACUGGAGAACGAAAUCACAUCACACAUUGACUCGUUUGAAGUCAACCUACCCGUGUCUGAUGUGAAGCUGGAAAGAAUCCGGGAAGCCACAAAAGAGGAUCCCGAAAUGCACUUGUUGACGUCGUGCAUCAUUGAUGGAUGGCCGAGCCACAGUCAGAACAUAAGAGCGAGCUUGGGGUCAUACUACAGAGACAGAAGCCAUUUGAGUGUGUGCAACGGACUUGUUACAUUCAAUGACCGUAUUGUGAUUCCAAAGGCAAUGCGGAAAGAGAUCCUGAACUGCCUACAUGAAGGACACCAGGGUGUGACCAAGUGCAGAAAUCGUGCAAGACAAACAGUCUGGUGGCCCGGUGUUGGGAAAGACAUUAAACAUUGCGUGGAAUCUUGCGAGUUCUGCCAGAACAACCGACCAGCACAUCGCAAAGAACCUCUGAAGACAACACUGCUACCACCUGCACCAUGGGAGAAACUUGGGAUGGACCUGUGUGAACACCAGGAGAAGCACUUCCUUGUCGUAGUUGACUACUACUCUCGCUUUAUCGAAAUCCUUCACCUGCCAUCGACCACCAGCAGAAGUGUAAUCCUGAAGUUGCAAUCGGUAUUCGCACGGUUCGGAAUUCCAAAAGAAGUAGUAAGUGACAACGGACCUCAGUUCUCAUCCAAGGACUUCAAGGACUUUAGUGAAAGUUACGGAUUUUCACACACUACGAGCAGUCCUCGAUUCCCUCAGGCCAAUGGUGAAGCUGAAAGAGCUGUCCAAACAGCUAAACGUAUCCUGAAACAGAGUGACCCCACUCUAGCCCUGUUGAACUAUCGCUCAACUCCUAUUGAAGCCACUGGAUAUAGCCCUGCUCAUCUUCUCAUGGGAAGACAACUGAGAACCAAACUUCCUUCCCUGCAGCAGAAACUGUAUCCAGGGAAAGCAGAUCCUGUACAAGUGCAAGAGUCAGACAAAGCAGCCAAGAAUGCCUACAGGUAUCACUAUGACAAACGCCACUCUGCAAGACUGCUCCCAGAACUGAAGCCUGGCGACAAAGUCAAAGUGAAACUGGAUAUACAGAAAGACUGGAACUAUCCCGGUGUGGUGGAGAAAAACUGUACUACUCCACGCUCUUAUCUCGUUGCUACACCAAAAGGAGUACUGCGCAGGAACCGCUGCCAUCUGAUGAAAGUUCCUGACAAUGAUAAACAAGCCGAACCUGCUCCGGACAUCGAGAAUCCGCUGCCAGAGACCGAACCAGCAGCUAAGACUUUCUCACCUAAUGUUACCACCCCUGAGAGUAGCACCCCGUCGAGAAUCACCACCAGAUCAGGCCGCGAGGUCAAGGUCCCACUCAGAUUCAAAGACAGUUAA